UAGCUCAUAAAUUCCCCCAGGGUGGACCUGGAGCAGAAGUGGUAGAACUUCAGACUCUGAGGUUUAGCCUGUAAAUCUGCCAGAAACUCUUGAGACAGUGUUUUCUUUUACAAGAGACCAGGAGCUGUGAACUCAUUGGAAUCUUAGCUGAGAACUUGCAAUGGAGCCUUUACCUUUUGAAACGCCAGCUGACACAGUGCAACGUGUGGCAUCAAAACUGAGAUGUCACCCUACAGAUGAGAGGGUUGCUCUCCAUCUUGAUGAGGAAGAUAAGCUAAGGCACUUCAGGGAGUAUUUUUAUAUUCCCAAAAUGCAGGAUCUGCCUCCAAUUGAUUUAUCAUUAGUGAAUAAGGAUGAAGAUGCCAUCUAUUUCUCCGGAAAUUCUCUUGGCCUUCAACCAAAAACAGUUAAAACAUAUCUGGAGGAAGAACUACAAAAGUGGGCCAAAAUGGGAGGCUACGGUCACAACACAGGGAAAUGUCCUUGGAUUACAGCAGAUGAGGUUAUUACAGGCCUUAUGACAGACAUUGUCGGAGCCAAUGAAAAAGAAAUAGUCCUAAUGAAUGGUUUGACUGUUAAUUUACAUCUUCUACUGUUAUCAUUUUUUAAGCCUACACCAAAACGGCAUAAAAUUCUUCUAGAAGCCAAAGCCUUCCCUUCAGAUCAUUAUGCUAUUGAAUCCCAGCUGCAACUUCACAGACUCAGCACUGAGAAAAACAUGCGGAUAAUAGAGCCAAGAGAGGGGGAAGAGACCUUGAGAACAGAAGAUAUCCUUGAAGUAAUUGAGAAGGAAGGAGACUCUAUUGCAGUGAUCCUGUUCAGCGGCCUGCAUUAUUAUACUGGACAGUUCUUUAAUAUACCCGCCAUCACAAAAGCAGGACAAGCAAAGGGUUGUUUGGUUGGCUUUGAUCUAGCACACGCAGUUGGAAAUGUUGAACUUCACUUACAUGACUGGGGAGUCGAUUUUGCCUGCUGGUGUUCCUAUAAGUAUUUAAAUUCAGGAGCAGGAGGUAUUGCUGGUGCCUUUGUCCAUGAAAAACAUACCCAUACAAUUAAACCAGCGUUAGUGGGAUGGUUUGGUCAUGAACUCAGCACUAGAUUUAAAAUGGAUAACAAGCUGCAGUUAAUCCCUGGGGCCCAUGGAUUUAGAAUUUCAAAUCCUCCCAUAUUCCUGGUCUGUCCCUUACAGGCUAGUUUAGAGAUCUUUAACAAAGCAACUAUGAAAGCAUUGAGAAGAAAGUCUAUUUUACUUACUGGUUAUCUGGAAUACAUGAUCAAGCAUUACUAUGGCAAAGAUAAAGCAGAAACCAAGAAACCGGUUGCGAACAUAAUUACACCAUCCAAUAUCGAGGAUCGUGGUUGCCAGCUAACAUUAUCAUUUUCUGUUCCGAUAACAUAUUUAUUCCAAGAAUUAGAAAAAAGAGGAGUGGUUUGUGACAAACGGGGACCAAAUGGCAUCCGAGUGGCCCCAGUUCCUCUCUACAACUCUUUCCAUGACGUUUAUAAAUUUAUCAAUCUGUUCAAUGCUGCACUUGAUGCUUCAAAAGAAAAAAAUAUCGGUGUUUAGAACAAAUCAAGCAAAUGAUAUUGAAAGCUUCUGUGAUGAUUUCGUUAUUUUUAUUCAUUUUAAUUAUUAGAAGUAUUAAAAAACUUACUACACAUAACUAGCAAUAAAUUGUAUACUUUACAAAAAAUCUGGUACAACUUUUAUGAGUCAGUGUCCCUGAGGAAUCUAUGAUUAAUUUUGUGGAUGAAGAUCCUCAGUGUUCCAAAUACUAUGUUCACAAUCUUCUUUAGCUGGCACAUUUCAUGGUCAGCAUUUUUAUUGGUUCAAUUUAUAACUUGACUAUUUCAUGAUAUAUAUGAAUUUUGUGUCAAUUUUAUAAAUAUUACUUUAGUUUUAAUUUCCCAAAGACUUUUUUGUAAGAACCACAGUUGAACAGUCUGAUAUAUGCAUGAUUUUGCAAUAUUCUAUCUACCUCUAAUUUAAGGAACAGAAAAUACUCUUUCUAAGGUAGUGUCAUUCAAAUGUUUUUGGCUACAGUCCACACUAAGAAAUAUAUCUAAUAACAGAAAUCAAUAUUGGUGUGUGUAUAUGCCUUAUUUUAUUUAAUUUAGUAUAUAAUUUUUAAUAAUAUUUUAACAUCUGUGAAAGAAAAGUCUUUCAAUUUUCAAUCAACUGUUUCUUACAAUUGCCAUUGGCCACUCUUUCCCAUUACCAUACUUGAUAUUAGCAUAAUUCUCAUAAUGAAUAGAUAUCAUCUUAGUUCCAAUUAAAAAUGAUAUCUAUAACAAAAAACAAAUGUUUUGUAAAUUAUUCACCUGUGUUUGAUAUUUAUUAUUUUAUUUUAUCUUAUUGCUGUAAUUGUUGGUUGAAACACAAUAAAUUGAUUUUACCACCCACUCUUGGGUGAAUUUUCUGAA
This is a messenger RNA of Phyllostomus hastatus (greater spear-nosed bat), 2424 nucleotides long. It is a transcript of the gene KYNU, whose product is annotated as kynureninase. Gene Ontology annotation, molecular function: kynureninase activity; pyridoxal phosphate binding. Lineage: Eukaryota; Metazoa; Chordata; Mammalia; Chiroptera; Phyllostomidae. Gene Ontology annotation, biological process: NAD+ biosynthetic process. The record is from RefSeq and is a predicted model, not a curated record. The transcript has 14 exons. Bases 161 to 1567 code for a protein of 468 amino acids. Gene Ontology annotation, cellular component: cytoplasm.